Messenger RNA from Penicillium soppii, 2490 nucleotides. Its product is annotated as tRNA ligase. The record is from RefSeq and is a predicted model, not a curated record. The transcript has a single exon. Gene Ontology annotation, biological process: tRNA splicing, via endonucleolytic cleavage and ligation. Lineage: Eukaryota; Fungi; Ascomycota; Eurotiomycetes; Eurotiales; Aspergillaceae. The coding region runs from base 1 to 2490 and encodes 829 amino acids. Gene Ontology annotation, cellular component: nuclear inner membrane. Gene Ontology annotation, molecular function: GTP-dependent polyribonucleotide 5'-hydroxyl-kinase activity; ATP binding; phosphoric diester hydrolase activity.
AUGGCAACUCAAGAUCCCCAUGAGAUCGCACAGCUUGUGAAAGCCUUAGAGGAUGCUCGGAAACAAAAUAAGAGCGAAAAAAGACAAAAUUUCAGCUGCAAAAAGAACACUUUCACCGUCGCCGGCACCCAAAACAAGACUGUGGACUCGUGGAAGUUUAUGGAUUGGGACUACAAGCGCUCUGGACUGCCAACAUAUGCCCGUGGACUCUUCACUUCAAGAACUAAAAACCAAAUCCCCGAAAUUACAACGCGCGGAUAUGACAAAUUCUUCAAUGUCGGCGAGACAAAAACCACCGAAUGGCGGAAUAUUGAACAGAACACACGGGGACCAUAUGAGUUGAGUGUAAAGGAAAAUGGAUGUAUUAUCUUUAUCUCUGGAUUGGAAGACGACAAACUGUUAGUAUGCAGCAAGCAUUCCACUGGAGUACGAGAGGAUUCCGUCCUCAGCCAUGCGCAAGUUGGUGAACAAUGGACCGAACGCCAUGUUUCGUCCGUGAACCGAUCUGUUAGAGAUCUCGCUCGAACUCUACGCGAGAUGAAUGUUACAGCAGUGGGAGAGCUUUGCGACGACACCUUUGAGGAGCAUGUUUUGGCGUACGAUGAAGCCGCCUCGGGAAUCUACCUGCACGGUCUCAACUAUAACCAGCCGGAAUUUCAGACGAUGUCGUGUGAUGAGGUGAACAAAUUUGCAGAGGAUUGGGGCUUCAAGAAGACGAAGUUCGAGGUCUUUGACGAUAUUUUUCGAGUGCAGAGCUUUUUGGAAAAUUGCGCCGAAACAGGGACAUGGGAUGGUCGUGAAACAGAAGGUUUUGUGAUUCGAUGCCAGCUGAGAAACACUGAAACUGAACCCUACCGGCAUUGGUUUUUCAAGUACAAGUUCGAAGAGCCCUAUUUGAUGUAUCGUCAGUGGCGCGAAUGCACCAAAUCCGUCAUUGCAGGCAAACACCCCAAAAUUCGAAAGCACGAGCAGAUUACUGAAGAGUACCUGCUCUUUGCUAGACGGGUUUUGGCUAAGAACUCCAAGAUGGCAAACGAGUACUUGCACAACCACGGCAUCAUCGCUUUGCGUGAAGCUUUCCUCAAAGAACGAGGAUUGAAUGGACCCGAAAUUAUCGCUUUAGAGGCCAAAAAACAACUUGAAUCCAAGGAGGUCACUCAGAAUGUCAUUCUUGUCCCCGUUGCUACACUAGGGUGUGGCAAGACGACAAUUGCCUUGGCUCUUGUGCGGCUCUUCGGAUGGGGACAUGUUCAAAACGACAACAUCCCCAAAGUCAAAGGCAAGCCUAAGAAGUUUGCCUUUGAGGCCAGCCACGCUCUAGGAGAGCACAACGUUGUUAUCGCCGACCGCAACAACCAUCAACGGCGCGAACGCAAGCAGCUCAUGGAGGACAUCCACCCCGUGAUCCCCGAUGUGCAGUUCGUGGCUCUCCACUACGUCCAUGAGCCGAAAGGAAAGCUUUUUCCAGACAUCAAAGAGAUCACUCGCAGACGUGUGUUGGCUCGUGGCGAUAAUCAUCAAACCAUCCGAGCCGGCACCAACGCUCGCGAAGAGAUCAUCGGGAUCAUGGAGGGAUUCUUGGGCCGCUUUGAAGGCAUUGACACGACGAGAUCGCCAGAUAUGUCCUUUGAUCAUGUCAUUGAUCUCGACGUAUGUGCCUCCUCUCGCGAAAACCUCGAAACAGUCAUCAAAGCCAUGCACGCCGCAUACCCUCGGUUAGUCACCACCAUUCCAACGGCAGAAGAGCUCGACGCUGCCAUCGCCUCCUCCAUGAACGACUACCACGUUGAAACCGAUCUCAGCUACAGCUACGGCCCACCCCAGAAGCAAAAGAACAAGGCCAAAAACACGGACAGCACACCCCCACCUCAACCAACAGACCCUUUCUCUCCUUCGGCCCUUGCCAAAAAGAUCGAAUACUUCAACAUCUCUCUCCCACCCAAUGAGAUCUCCUCUGUUCUCCAAUCCCUCUUCCCCCAAUCUACCCCAUCUAUGACAGCUCGCCUCUACCGCCAACUUGUCAAUUCCCGUCGCCUUCAGCCAUCCUUUCACGUAACGCUCAUUCACCGCGCCUCCAAGAAAGACAACCCAGAAACAUGGGACCGCCUGGCAAACCGCUACAUCGAAUCGCAGACCGCCAACCCUGUCUCCAAACCUAUAGAAAACCCACCUGAACUUGGCCGUGCACGUGUCCGCCUCGAGCGUCUAGUCUGGGACGAUAGGAUCAUGGCAUUUGUCGUGCGCAUCCUACCCGCAGACGGUGCCGAGGGCUCCGAUGCUAUUUCUGAAUGGCCAUGUGCAAAUGCGAUCCCGCACAUCACCGUCGGUACCGUAUCGCCUGAGGUCAAGCCAAAGGAGAGUAAUGAUCUACUUCAACGGUGGGUUGAGGUUGGGUCGGGUGGUAACACGGGCAUUUUUGAGGCGGAGAUUGAGGGUGUUAAGGUUGUUGAUGGAGUGGUGGGGUUGGUGAUGAGUCGGGGAAAGUAUUGA